UCUCAUUGGACUAACUGUCCCCCAUUUCGCGUUGCGCCUGGUUACUCCAAGUACGCCACUCUGCGCUCCCCCGCAUUGCUUCUGCCGAGGCGAUUAGCUUUACCACUGUAUCUGUAAAUUAGCACCUUGUCCCCCAGAUUAUAGCAUAUCGCUCUCCCGUCACCAUCUCGCUCGCCAAAGAUAGCGAAAAAUCUUCAGACUUCAGAAUGCCUUUCCACAAGGGUCUCCUGCCUCGUGAGGGCUUCUUCGGAGAUGUCAUUCUGCGCCUCAUCGAUCGCACACUCUUAAACCCUUCUCUUCUGCUCCCUCUGAUUCUCUUUGCCCGAUACACCAAGCGUGGGCAUAACCUGUCCGUGGUCCACGAAAAGGCAUAUGGCCGCAUCAAGAAGCUUUUCUACAUCAGCCUAGUCAAGUCCAUUAGCAAGUACAUCUCAGGCAGGGCUCGAGACAAUUGGACUUCGGAUCGCUAUGACUGGUCUCGCGAGAUUGUCCUGGUCACCGGCGGUGCCGGGGGCAUUGGUGGCGCAAUGGUCAAGUUUUUCGACGAGCUCGGCAUCAAAGUCGUGGUUAUUGAUGUUCAGCCUAUGAGCUUUAGAGCGUCUCAUCGCGUUCACCACUUCACCUGUGACAUUCGUUCGCCAGAGAAGGUGAACGCCGUCGCUGAUGAAAUCCGAGCCAAGGUUGGUCAUCCUACUGUUCUUAUCAAUAAUGCUGGCGUCGCCCGUGGAAAAUACAUCCUUGAUGCUGAGCCUGGUGAUGUUCGCUUCACGUUUGACGUCAAUACCCUUGCCCACUACUGGCUUGCAAAGGCAUUCCUCCCCAACAUGAUACGUACCAAUCAUGGCAUGGUGGUUACCGUUGCUUCAUUGGCCUCUUGGAUCACUGCUCCUAAAAUGGUUGACUACGCCGCCUCCAAAGCUGCUGCUCUCGCUUUCCAUGAGGGCCUUGCCUCGGAGCUUGCCACCGUAUACAACGCCACCAAGGUGCGCACUGUCGUGGUUCACCCCGCGCACACCAGAAGUGAUUUAUUCAAGGGAUUUGAUCAAAAAGACCCAUUCUUCUUCCCCACUCUCCAUACAGACUCAAUGGCCGAGGCUGUCGUCAGACAGGUUCUCACUGGCAGAAGCGGGCAAGUUGUACUUCCCACUGCAGGACGUCUUGUGCAGCUACUCCGUGUAGUCCCCGAUUUUGUCUCCAGCAAGGUCCGUAAUGACGGCGCGCAUUAUAUGAAAGAGUGGAAAGGUCGACAGGUCAUUACCGAUGUUGAUGCCGACUUUGAGGGAAAGGAAGCAAGUGAGAGCACUGUGCUUGUCGGUAAGGAGUAGAUAUCCUGGUUCGUUUACAUUAGCAGUGUGAGAUACGCAACUUGUCUUUUUUACUCUUUUUCGCUACCUCAUACAUGUAUCGCUUAAAAUCACGACUAAUACAAACGACAAGACAUGCGUCGCAUUGGCGCAGUCUACUUAUUGGUCAAAUUAAGCCUUGCAUUAACUACUCAAGUUACAGGGUAAUGAACAUUUACAUUUUUUGCUAUACUAGUGUAGCCGUGAUACGCGUCGUAUUUUUGCCUUCCCUCUUCGAAUUACUGGAGGGUGGGCAUGUGGACGGUAGCCUUCUUAGCGACAGCAUCGUUGGCAGACCAGAAAGAGGUAACAGUCUUAAGCUGGGUAUAGAAGUUGAUACCAGGCUUACCAUAGAAGGUGCUCGCACCACCACCAGCAAUACUCUUCUUGUUACCAGUGAAAGAGAACAUAGGCAGAGGAACGGGGAUAGGUACAUUGACACCAACCUGACCGGCCUCGAUGUGGCGACGGAAGGUCUCAGCGGUGGCUCCGGAUCUGGUGAAGAUGGCAACACCAUUUCCGUAUUCGUUCUUGUUGAUCAAUUCAAUAGCAUCGUCGAUGGUCUCAACAUUGAGGCAGACAAGCACGGGACCGAAGAUCUCCUCCUUGUAGCAGGUCAUAUCGGGUGUGACAUUGGAGAUGAUAGUGGGACCAAUGAAGUUGCCGUUAGGGUACUUGGCGGGCUUGAAGCCGCGGCCAUCCAGCAGGAUAGUGGCGCCUUCCUUCUCAGCACUGGCAAUGAGACUCUCGAUGCGCUCCUUGCUGUGAGGAGAAAUGACAGGGCCGAGGUCAGCGCCGGCCUCAAAGCCACCGUCGACCUUGAGAGCCUUGGCUGCCUCAGCAACUUCAGCAAGCCAUUCCUUUGUCUCGCCAACCAUGACAAGAGUGCUAAGAGCCAUGCAACGCUGACCAGCAGCACCAAAUGCGGCACCGACAACGCUGUUUACGAAAUGGUUCUUGUUGCAGUCGGGGAGCACAGCAGCAUGGUUCUUAGCACCCAAGUUCGCCUGGACACGCUUACCAUUUGCAGAGCCACGCGUAAAAAUGUAUUCGCCAGCCUUGUUGCCACCAACGAAGCUAAUAGCCUUGAUAGCAGGCUCAUCGAGGAUGAAGUCAACGGUUUUGUGGGCACCGUGGAUGAUGUUGACAACACCUUCGGGGAAACCAGCCUUAGCGCAAAGCUCAGCGAGAAUCAUGGCAGCUCCGGGAUCCCGCUCAGAAGGCUUCAAGAUAAGAGUGUUUCCGGUAAUGGUAGCCAUGGGAAUACACCAGAGGGGAAUCAUGGCAGGGAAGUCU
[Torrubiella] hemipterigena is the source of this 2639-nucleotide messenger RNA. The record is from the annotation of a GenBank genome assembly. NCBI's taxonomy places the organism in Eukaryota, Fungi, Ascomycota, Sordariomycetes, Hypocreales, Clavicipitaceae.